AUGGUGUGGGACUGGCGGCGUCAGGGCAUCAUUGUGAUGUCCUACCUGGACGAUUUUGUUGUGAUGGCGCCAGACUGUGAGGCCCUGCAGCAGAUCCAUGACACAGUCAUUACCCUGACACUGGACCGGCUCGGGUGGCUGCGCGAGCCCACCAAGGGUGAGUGGGAGCUGACCCAGUGUGCGGAGGUGCUGGGGCUUGUCGUCGACCUGGGCAUGGGCCUGCUUCGGGUGCCAGAGCCAAAGGUCGAGGCGCUCGAGGGCCUGUGCCUGCGCAACGUGUGCGACCACCGGACCAGACGCCAGCUGGCUGAGCUGGUGGGGUCAGUGACAGCAGUUUCCAGGGCAGCGCUGGUCCUGCACCUCUACCUGCACAGUGUCUAUCAGCUGAUUGGGCACAACUGGCGCGGGUGGAAUCGGCGUGUCCUGAUGGAUGUGGCGACGUGCGGCGACAUCGCGUGGAUCGGGAGCAACAUUCGCUUGGUGGCGGGGUCACCGCUCUGGCGCCCGUCACAUGUCAUGGUAUUCCAGACAGAUGCCUGCGACACGGGGUGGGGAGCUUGCAUUCCCAAGGUCGGCCUCCAGGCACGUGGCGCGUUCAUGGUGGACGAACUGGCAUGGCCAAUCCACCACAAGGAGAUGAAAGCGGUCAAGCUAGCUGUUGAGAUGCUGGGGCACUAUGUUGCUGGCUGGUGGGUUGAAUUUGAAAGUGACAACAUCAUGGUGGUUGUGUACCUGUGUGAUGGUGGUGGCCCUGAUCUGUGGAUGACUGACGUCAUGUGGCGUGUGUGGCUGAGGGCGGUGGCCAAGGGUUGUGGAGUCUACAAUGUGCAGUGGAUUCAUGGGAGCAUGGACAACAGGGAGGCUGAUUGGCUGUCACACUACUCCAACACCAACAAUUGGGAGCUCUCCUGGGACAUUGUCGCUGAGCUGGAGCAGCAGUUUGGGGGCUGGGACGUUGACCACUUCACCAACAACCUGAACGCCAAGGCUCCUUGUUUCAACAGCCUGUUUGGCUGUCCAGGCGUGGAGGCCGUGGACGCGUUCACGCAGUUGUGGAGUGGCAUGUGCAACCUUCUGGUGCUGCCAGUGCUGCUCAUUGCACAUGUGUUGGCGCACCUUGUUGAGGCUGGAGUGAUGGGCAUCCUGGUGGAUUGGUGGCUGCUGCUGCUCCUGGUCUCCGUUUGGUGGCAUGGCCUGGGGCAUGGCAGUGACUUCGCCAGGCGUGGCCUGUCGGGGGUGUUCAAGCUGGGUCAACGCCACGAGUGGCUGUGGGAGGCCCACGAGGUCAACAGGUCCCAAGCGCAGAGCUGGCGCAGUUAG
This is a messenger RNA of Acanthamoeba castellanii str. Neff, 1320 nucleotides long. RefSeq lists its product as uncharacterized. The transcript has 2 exons. Lineage: Eukaryota; Discosea; Longamoebia; Acanthamoebidae. Bases 1 to 1320 code for a protein of 439 amino acids. The record is from RefSeq and is a predicted model, not a curated record.